Messenger RNA from Ciona intestinalis (vase tunicate), 2058 nucleotides. NCBI's taxonomy places the organism in Eukaryota, Metazoa, Chordata, Ascidiacea, Phlebobranchia, Cionidae. The record is from RefSeq and is a predicted model, not a curated record.
UAAACGUUAUAUUAUUAAGCACCACCAGGUCAAUUUAAACAUGGGUAGAGAUUAUAUUUCUGCAAUUGUUGCUGCAAAGGAGGCAUUCUCCAGUGGUAAAACCAAGGAUGUUAAGUUUCGCAAGCAGCAGUUGCAAAAGUUGUUUAAAUGUGUGAGAGAUAAUGAAGUUAGGUGGUGUGAAGCUUUGAAGAAAGAUCUAAAUAAAUCUAAAACUGAAGCAGUUUCCGCUGAAAUUAUUCUGGUAAACAACGAAAUUGUUACGGCGAUUGAUAACCUGGAUCAAUGGAUAAAAAGCGAGCCGCAAGCAAAGGGAUUGCUCACAGCUACAGCUGAUAUUCAUAUCAGGAAGGAACCAUUUGGAACAUGUCUCAUCAUGUCUGCAUGGAAUUAUCCCUUCUCCCUUAUGUUGGCCCCAGUGAUUGGUGCAAUUGCUGCUGGAAACUGUGUUGUUAUUAAACCGAGCGAAUGCGCAGUCCACACAGCCAUAGGAACAGCCAUCGGAAGAAUUGUGAUGAAGGCAGCGGCUGAGUACUUGACCCCAGUAGUGCUGGAACUUGGAGGUAAAAAUCCAUGUUUUGUUGAUGAUUCUUUUGAUAUUCGUAGUGCUGCGCGGAGAGUAUGCUGGGGUCGAUUUCUUAAUGCUGGUCAGAUUUGUCUUGCGCCAGAGUACGUUAUGUGCACAGAAAGUGUCCGGGAUAAAUUUGUGGAGGAAAUGAAGCUUGCUUUAAAAGAGUUUUACGGUUCUGACCCAAAGCAUUCACCAGACUAUGGGAGGAUAAUCAAUGAACGACAAACACUGCGGUUGAAGAAAGUAAUUGAAUCUGGAGCUGGGAAAAUAGUUGUGGGCGGAGAGGUUGAUGUAAAGGAACGUUAUGUUGCACCAACUGUGGUCACUGAUAUUCCAGCGGAUUCUGCUUACAUGCAGCAAGAAAUGUUUGGCCCCAUUCUGCUUGUUGUCACUGUCAAAGAUAUGGAUGAAGCUAUUGCUGUUGUAAACAGCAGAGAGAAGCCGUUAGCUAUGUACAUAUUUGCAAGUAAUAAAAAGCUUGUAAAUAAGAUCCUAUCCAACACCUCUAGUGGAGGAGUUACUGUUAAUGAUGUUGUGAUGCAUUACGUUCCUCAUUCGCUUCCAUUUGGUGGUGUAGGGGAAAGUGGAAUGGGAGCCUACCAUGGGAAACACACCUUUGACACCUUUUCUCACAGACGAAGCUGUUUAGUUGAUGGGAAUCCAGAGUUUAUAAAUUCUUUACGUUACCCUCCUCACUCUGAGAAAAAGCUUUCCAUUAUUCGUUUGGCCAUGAUGAAAAACAUGAAAGCAACAGGUGUACAAGCAGUUUUUCAGUCUGUACUUAAGCUGGCUGUUAUAGGCGCAGUCAUUGCAUGUGUUGUAAAUUUGCUUAUUUGAGAAUAAUUGGUGCUAUUUUAUUCUUUUAAGCUCCAAAUGUGACCAAAGGUCGAUAAUUCUCGGUUUUUGCUUCUUGGUGCAGUGAUCACAGAAUUUAAUUCUAAUGGCCCAUAUUCAUAUGGUAGCGAUACUUUAGUUUUUUUUGUUUAAUACAGCUUUUUUAAUUAUAAUGGAUAAGGUCUUGUUGGUUAAUUAAUGAUUUUGUGUGUAGAACAGUAACCAUAGUUUGGUUACAAUUCCAAUAUUUCUGCCCUGAUGUUAUGUUAUUAUAUUAUGCUGCAACUGGUGAAUUAUAGGAUGUAAUUCUAAGGGCCCAGGUUCUCUUUAUUUUUUUUUGGCAAUUAAUCUUCAACCUUAAUUAGGUCUAUAUAAUUAAAAGUGUAGUUCAGUAUGGAUCUUUCAGUCAUAGUUUCAUUUCUGAAAAAGUUUUCCACUGUUAUACUUUAAACCAUUCAUUCAAUGCUCAGCAUUGUUUUACUGCAUAUUCGAUUCUUCUGUAAUUCUUUAUUGUGUUAUUGUUUAAUUUUGUGAUAUAGAAUUUGUUCUUUAGGUGUUGAUUGUACAUUCUUAGCUAUUUAAUUAGUAAUUAAUAUUCCUCUAUAUGUAUUAUGUGUGUUAUCAUUAUAAUGUUGUAUUAAUUAUUUCUUAACCAG